Marmota monax (woodchuck) is the source of this 1736-nucleotide messenger RNA. It is a transcript of the gene Prss33, whose product is annotated as serine protease 33. The transcript is spliced from 6 exons. Gene Ontology annotation, molecular function: serine-type endopeptidase activity. The record is from RefSeq and is a predicted model, not a curated record. NCBI's taxonomy places the organism in Eukaryota, Metazoa, Chordata, Mammalia, Rodentia, Sciuridae. The coding region runs from base 50 to 1180 and encodes 376 amino acids. Gene Ontology annotation, biological process: proteolysis.
AGAGCAGUGUCCAGGGCAUGCCGGGGCAGGACAGUGCAGCUCCUGGGUAAUGGGAGGGAAGGACGGUGUUGGUGAUGAGGCUCUAGGACUCCUGUUGAGGUCCAGGAGACCCAGAUCUGAAAGCUGGGGGGACUUCAUACUGGGCUGGACUUCAUACUGGGACUUCAUACUGGACUUCAGGACCGGGGCUGAAGGAAGGGUAUUAAGCCUGGGUGGAAGGGAUAGCACAAACAGAAGGGCCACCGAGGGAGGGGCAGGUGGGGUUAGGGGUGUUCCUCUCUGCUCCCUGCCAGAGCCCAGCACUGGGCAGAGCUGCCUUACCCAGUCCAGUCCCGGAGACAGGAUGAUGGGGGCUUCCCAGCUCCAGAUCCUGUGCCUGCUGGUAUUCGGAGCUACCGGGUCGUUGGCGUCCGCAGCCUGUGGGCAACCCCUCACGUCCAGCCGGAUCGUGGGGGGCCGGGAUGCUCGUGAGGGAGAGUGGCCCUGGCAGGCGAGCAUCCAGCACCGGGGGACGCACGUAUGCGGGGGGUCGCUCAUCGCAUCCCAGUGGGUGCUGACUGCAGCACACUGCAUGGCCAGACAGGCACUUCCAUCUGAGUACCGUGUGUGCCUGGGGAUGCUGCGCCUGGGCCCUGUGUCACCCCCGGCACUCUCCGUGCCAGUGUGGAGGGUACUGCUGCCUCCAGACCACUCUAUGGAUGCCACCCGCGGUGACCUGGCACUGCUGCAGCUACGCCACCCAGUACCAAUGAGUGCCCACAUCCAGCCCAUCUGCCUGCCCAUGCCUGGUAGUCACCCACCACCCAGCUCACCCUGCUGGGUCACCGGUUGGGGCACCCUCCGCCCAGGAGUGCCACUUCCAGAGUGGCGUCCCCUGCAAGGAGUGAGGGUGCCACUGCUGAGCUCACGCGCCUGUGACCGCCUGUACCAUGUGGGCACCAGCAUCCCUGAGGCGGAGCGCAUAGUGCUGCCGGGAAACCUCUGUGCUGGCUACCUCAGGGGCCACAAGGAUGCCUGCCAGGGUGACUCCGGGGGACCUCUAAGCUGCUUGCAGUCUGGGCACUGGAUCUUGGUGGGUGUGGUGAGCUGGGGCAAGGGCUGUGCCCUGCCCAAUCGUCCUGGUGUCUAUACCAGCGUGGCCAAGUAUAGCCCCUGGAUUCAGGCUCACCUCAGCCUCUAAUGCUGGGUGGUUUUGGUGCUGCUGACCUGGAGCCUCAGCCUCGAUCCAUCCAGGACCUGCACACAUCCUCCUCUCAGAGAUCCUAAUGGGCCAUCCAUGUACUCUCCAUUCCCCUGCCUCUUCUCCUCCAGGGCACUCACUGAAUGUGAUUCCACAAGCCAGCAAUCCAGGGACCUUCUGUGUGUCCUGGGGGCUCACUCUCCUCCUUCCCCUCCAGUCUCAUCUUUACCCUCAGCUCUGGCCAGGGAUGAGGGCAGGACAGCAGAUAUAGGCAAACCAGCUGCCCCUGUCUGGCCUGUGUCCCCCUUGUUUUCUUGAGGAAGAUAGACAUAUGCAAAGCAUAAGAGAGAUUCAACACCAAGGAGCGUCUCCGUUGCUGGCUCUGAAGAUGGAGGAGCCAGGAACUGAGAACAUCCUACAGUGGCCUCUGGUUGACACCCAGCAGGGCACAAGAAUCUGGGACCUCCAAAUGCCAGUUCUGUGAGCCCCACCCUGAUGACCCCUUGCCCUCAGCCUAGCGAGACCCUAAGCAGAGAACCCAUCUGAGCCACUGGAC